Messenger RNA from Fusarium redolens, 1515 nucleotides. RefSeq names its product cytochrome P450. Gene Ontology annotation, molecular function: heme binding; oxidoreductase activity, acting on paired donors, with incorporation or reduction of molecular oxygen; monooxygenase activity. The coding region runs from base 1 to 1515 and encodes 504 amino acids. The transcript is spliced from 6 exons. The record is from RefSeq and is a predicted model, not a curated record. NCBI's taxonomy places the organism in Eukaryota, Fungi, Ascomycota, Sordariomycetes, Hypocreales, Nectriaceae.
AUGGGGUUUCUGACAGAUCAAUCGCUAACCAAGAUCUGUUUCCAGGUUACCGCUGUAUUACUUAUCGCUCAGUUACUUCGUCUUGUUCGUCGCUGGUCUCGUCUACGCCAUAUUCCUGGUCCAGCCGGCGCUGGAUGGUCUUCAUGGUGGCAGUGUCGAGGAGCUCUUAGCGGUCACUAUCAUGAGCAUUUAAAGAACGCAGCAGAUCAAUUCGGCCCUCUUGUUCGUAUUGGUCCCAACGAGGUUCUAUCAACAGACCCUGUUGUGCUGCGUAGCAUGUCUGCUGUGCGAAGCACUUAUACAAAAGGCGACUUUUAUAGCAGCGGCAGGGUAGUCCCUGGUGUUGAUAAUGUCGUCUCUGAGAGAGAUGAGGCCAAACACAAAGCCAUGAGAAUAAAGAUGGCCCCCGGUUAUUCUUACAAGGAGAAUGAAGGUUUCGGUUUUGAGGCAGGCAUAGAUCGUCAACUCCUCAACUUCAUCUCCCUCAUCGACCGAAAGUACCUCUCAACUACAAGCGAAUCACGACCUCUUGACCUUGCCGAAAAGACACAGUUCUUUGCCUUGGAUGUCAUUGGAGAUGUAUCUUUUGGUGAAUCAUUCGGCUACCUGGCCAAAGAUGAAGAUCUCUUCCAAUACAAUGAGAUAAAUGCGAGUUCACUUCCAGUCAUGAACAUGGUAUCCGUCUGCCCCUGGCUAGGAAGGGUUGUUCAUCGGUGGCCGCUGAGUCUGUUGCUACCGCGGGAAAAGGACCAGGUUGGCUUUGGGCGACUGAUGGGCUUCGCAAGACACUUUGUUCGCAAAAGACUUGCUGACGGUGUCACGAAGAGGAACGAUAUGAUGCAGAUGCAUAUCAACAGCGGCAUGAAUGAGGAGGAACUUAUCCAACAAGCCUUCAUCUCAAUUAUCGCUGGUUCUAACACAACCGCACACGCGCUUCGUAUGAUCAUCCUUUCUCUCAUCACAAACCCAACAGCAUACCGCUCCCUCAUUGCCGAGAUCCGAAGGGUCGCCUCAUCAGACAGCAAUCCCAUCUCCUGGGCACAGACGCAAACGCUACCAUAUCUUCAAGCCGUCGUUCGCGAAGGUCUGCGCAUGUGGCCGCCAGUAGCUGGUCUUGGUUUCAAGCAAGUACCGCCGGAGGGCGAUACCAUCAACGGCUUUUUCGUCCCCGGCGGAACGCAAGUUGGUCAGGGGUUCUACGCCGUUGGUCGAUCGCGUCUUGUCUGGGGCGACGAUGCAGAUGUGUUUCGGCCUGAGCGAUGGCUAAUCGCUGGUGAAGACAGGCUAAGGGACAUGAUAGCGGCGCUCGACACACAUUUCGGACAUGGUAAAUAUUCAUGUUUAGGAAAGCCAAUUGCUCUCAUGGAGAUUCACAAGGCUGUUUUCGAGUUGAUUAAACGCUACGACUUUGCUGUAUUAAACGCUGAAAGACCAAUCAAGACCCAGACUUCAGUCUUCCUCUUUACCUCGGAUUUUUGGGUCACAAUCACCAGGCGUGAUGACCCAGAGAACUAA